Molecule: messenger RNA, 883 nt
Organism: Vidua chalybeata
Lineage: Eukaryota; Metazoa; Chordata; Aves; Passeriformes; Viduidae
Gene: TEX36
Product: testis expressed 36
Exons: 4
Coding region: 248-790 (180 amino acids)
Source: RefSeq, a predicted model, not a curated record
UUGUGCAGAACUGAUUUGUUUUCAACAUUCAAUCCUCCGACGAGCUGCUAUUUCCCCGUUCCCUGCAGCGCACGAGCAGGAGCGGCGCUGCCCGGCGCCGCUCUUGGUUGUGUGGAUCUCGCUGAAGCACCGGGGGGACUCUGAGGUCACAGGGGAGGCUUCCACACCCCGCCCGCUCCCUGAGCGGGUCUCCAGGGAGCCGCGGUGGCGCUGGCAGAGUGACCAGGAGCGGCAGCGACAUCGAGCCAUGGCCGAGAAAAAGAGUCAGCAGAGGGGGCGGCACGGUAGCGACUGGUUCUCUCACGAGGGACUGGAGGUGGGCGAGAUGGAAUCAACAACAAGCGCUUCACUAAAGCAUGUCCUGAACUCUGUAGCCGCUGUGGGCCAGGAACACAGAAUGCCACUGCAAUACAAAGCUCGGGUGCAGAAAGCAGGAAACAACAAUUUCCCAUUCUCUUCUCAUGACAACAGACAUGAAAUAUGCAAUGCAGUCGAAUAUUUUGACCUGGGCAUGGGUGUGAGGAAGUUGGAUCCAGAGAAGCAGAGACAGAAAUCCCAUAACUUCUUUGAGUGGGCUCGUGUACCAGGCCGCAGCAGCAGCGAAGGCUUCGUUACCGUGUACCAGAGCACCUUUGUGUCAGGUCAGAGCCCUGGAAACGAAGAGCAGAGUCACAGGCGCUACCCCAAACACCACACCCAAAACCAAAACCAGUGCAGCGGCCAAAAAGAGUGCUGCAGCAAACCUGCUCCUGAGAAUGACCAAGCCCUGCAGCCAUACAAGACAUCUUAAUCAGCAGAACACCUCAGGAACACCGACCAAGCAAAUCUGAGCUGUCCACUGCUCAAAACAACAACGAAGGAAUAAACAUUUGUGUAAAGUGCA